This is a messenger RNA of Dendroctonus ponderosae (mountain pine beetle), 1773 nucleotides long. It is a transcript of the gene Sobp, whose product is annotated as sine oculis-binding protein homolog. Gene Ontology annotation, biological process: animal organ development. Gene Ontology annotation, cellular component: nucleus. The record is from RefSeq and is a predicted model, not a curated record. Bases 313 to 1665 code for a protein of 450 amino acids. Lineage: Eukaryota; Metazoa; Arthropoda; Insecta; Coleoptera; Curculionidae. The transcript has 4 exons.
AGUUAUCCUGCUGCGAAUAAUUUCAGAGGUCUAAUCAGCUACAGUCAAUCCAACUUGCGCGAUAGAUAUUUAAAGCUGCUGCUGGCGGGAAGGCUGACUUUACGCCGUAGACGAAAAUAAUCACAACGCUCCUACACUCGGCUCGAGUGACCAGACAACAAAAUUUUCAUUUUCAUUUUUUCGUGCGUAGUUUUCCUCGAAAGUUUUAAAAUGUAAUAUACGAGUUACUAACAUUUUGUCCGUUCGAUUUGUGGGUACUUUGGUGACGUUUGCCGCGCUCCUCGCUAAAGAAACGAUUUUUAAACUUUUUUAAUGGAAAAAGCUCCGAACAAUGAAGUAUCUAUUACAAAGGUACCGGCGAAGAAGACAGAUGAUAUCAAGAGUUAUGCUGAAUCCACGAUGAACGAGUUAUUAGGAUGGUAUGGGUAUGAUGCAUCCAGAAACGAUUCCAAAGUAUCACGGAAUAGACGAUCGUUCUCUGAAAGUAAUGAAUCAGAAGCGGAAUCGGUUAAAUUUACUGAAGGUUGCGGCUGGUGUGGAAAAUCGGUGGAUGAAAACUCCAGUGUGAUUUCUUCAUCUGCAGUUUUUUGCUCAGAACUUUGUUUUUCACAGUCGCGGAGAGCCAGUUUUAAGAGAAAUAAAACAUGUGAUUGGUGUCGACUUGCACGGCAUACUGUCUCCUAUGUGGAUUGUCAGGAUAAUGCCGCACAACUUCAAUUUUGCUCGGAAAAAUGUCUUAAUCAAUAUAAAAUGCACAUUUUUUGUCGAGAAACUCAAGCCCAUUUGGAAUUACACCCCCAUCUACAUGGAGCCGAGUCGACAAGCAGCGGACUAAUUACCCCAGAUCUUUGGCUGAAAAAUUGUACAUCUCCUAGUUCAAACAACAGAUCAUCACCUGUCCUUUCACCUAUAGGGACGAAUCCUUCUAGUCAGAGUUCUCCGAGAAACCUUACUGUCAACUCGAAGCCAGAGCAUGUGCCAUUGAUUUCUGUAGCACCCAGUUCUAAACUACUUGCGACUGAUGUGAAAAGGAACCGCACAAAGGUUUCCAAAAGGUUCAAAAAGAAUUGUCCUUCGACUAUUACAUCCCUUGGUGCUGUCACUUCUUUCAAUGACAUUCCUCAAGAUUUAAGAGUUAGGCAAACUCCACCGCUAGACGAAGUACCAGUAGAAGAGUAUGCUUUCAAAUCGAGUCCUAAAGACGAUGCCAAGCAAGUUAGAUCGUCGUUAGAAGAGAACGUUGAUUCUCAGAAAAAUGACGGUAGUCCAUCAGUGGAGGAAGAUAUAUCCGCUCCCAAAUUAACUCCGAAUAAUGUUAGAGCAAUUUUGGGUAAUAUUCUACCACCACCAACAACCUUUGUGCCAUAUCCAGUUAUUCUACCAUUACCCAUACCGAUACCAAUACCUAUACCAAUACCAAAAAUGUUUAAAAGUAACAAUGGGAAAGACUUAAUUGAACUAAAAGACAGUACCACUCAGACGGUGGAUGAUAUUAAUAUGAACACUAGCAGUAUAUUGAAUGAAAAAAAUGAAAUUCCUGUUAAACCCGAAUCGGCUAAGGUGCUAGUAGGAAAUCGAAGACUCCUGAGGAAAAGGAAACAGGUUGAUGUGAAAUCAAAAACAUUUCUCAAGCAUCACAAAAAGACAUUAAAUACAUUGCCAUAGAUUUAUUAACAUAUUUCGUACCGAUAUUUGAUCAAAUUAUUUCGAUUAUAUUUACUUGUAACUUUUUUAUUUGUUCCUAGUUUUAAUACAUAUUUGUUUUUCUUACAA